Anthonomus grandis grandis is the source of this 1232-nucleotide messenger RNA. RefSeq lists its product as uncharacterized. The transcript has 3 exons. The record is from RefSeq and is a predicted model, not a curated record. Bases 168 to 1091 code for a protein of 307 amino acids. Lineage: Eukaryota; Metazoa; Arthropoda; Insecta; Coleoptera; Curculionidae.
UGGGAUUGGUCAGUUGACUUAAACAGAGUUCUGCGCAUAAGAAAAUCCCAAAUCCCAAACCGACGCGACGCCAUUGUUCAUCCACCCGUUUGUCUUCCGUUUGUGCGGCCUGUUGCAUCAGAGUCUUUUGGUGUCUUGGUUCCUUUUGUUAAUUUCAGAACGAGAAAAUGGACGGUGGCGUUGGUCGCGACCAAGAAGACAGCAGCUCAACUGAUGCUUUUUCCACAACCAGCGAGGUCAGCUCCGUGUAUAUUGGGGAUCUAAUAACCCCUGAACCGGUACAAGAUUUGAGAAAUAAACGCCGUUUCUACCCUCAAAACCAGGGGCCAUCGCAUACCCACCAUUCGCAUUUCUCUAGUUGUCCGUGCACCCCGAUAUGCCAGGGGACUUCAGCAGGACCCCAUCUAAAAAAGCCUAAGGUGGAACCCGCUGAACCUGAUGAAGGAUUUACCGAUCAAACAGCAUCAGUUCCGGCUCCGAUGCAAUACAAUAGAGUUCAAGUGAAGUCUUUGAACCAACUGAUGCCACAAGCUGCGUCCACCUCAGGAUCGAGGCCCAGUACUUCCUCAACUGCUGGUGGAUCCAACCAGAGGACCGUUGUCGGAGGGCCUCCGAAACUGGUGCCAAUCAGUUAUAGGACUUUGGACCAAAAAAUCACGAUUAUACCAAAUGCGUCUUGUGUUAUUCAAGACAUUGUGUUUCCACCGCCUCCGCCUCCCGUCCCUUCAAGACGUAGAAAUCGAUCCAACAAUGCAACGGCCGAGUCUAGCGUAGGCUCAAGUGUGUCGACAUCUUAUGAAGAUCUCGUGAGGAAGAUCAAGAAGAAUAGCGAGGAGAUCGUUCGUAUGAAGCAGAUCCUAGACGAAAUGGAGCAGCAGCCCAAGCAGAACUUCGACUCGUUUUUGAACAACGUGUUGAAACUUAUGGUUCCGCCAAGUUUGUUCACAAUUAUCAACAUUGCCGCGGAACCGACCUAUCAACUGACCGAUGAGGAUCGCAAAUUUUUGUUUCACUUCCAGACAGAUGCACCGGAAGCUUACAGAAUGCUCAUUGAGAAGUACAAAUGGAACUUGCCCCUUUUGAAGAAGUAGACACACUGGGGUACAGUGUCAUACGGGUUUCAUUUUAGUCAGAAUUAAAUUUUUUGUUUUGUUUUAGAAUUUUUGUUUAAGUUUGAAUAUGUUAUUUUUUUAUAAUCUGCUACUUUAACUUAAUAAAGGUAUUUUACCAGC